Molecule: messenger RNA, 582 nt
Organism: Phytophthora sojae
Lineage: Eukaryota; Oomycota; Peronosporomycetes; Peronosporales; Peronosporaceae
Exons: 1
Coding region: 1-582 (193 amino acids)
Source: RefSeq, a predicted model, not a curated record
AUGAUUUUAACUACGACAGGGCGCUUAGGACUUGGAACUACAACACCAAGCGCUCCUCUGCAUAUAUCAGGUAGCAACAGUAUUGUUUUUGGUUCCGAUGGUUUAACCAUUUAUAGGCUCCGAACAGACUCUGGCGCGACAGAGUCGGCUCUUGGGCCGAUCACGUACAGCGUCGCCGGUAUAUUUAGCGGGUACAUUGCCUGUACAGCCAUGGCGAUGACAAGCGAUCGCCGAUUGAAGCGAAAUAUUCAAUCAUGUCCCAUUGAUCGAAUCAAGCGUCUCUAUGAUCAAUGUGAGGUCAAACUGUAUGACUGGAUAGAGAGCGAGGGUCGCCCUGGUCAAGAGGUAGGCCUCAUCGCUCAAGACUUUGUCAAAGCUCAUCUUACCGAUUUGAUCAGUGUCUUCUAUCACGAUGAUAUCGAAGAAGGAGAAGACCAAUCGUUAGAGCCCGCUAAGCAACAGCUCAACGUUGAUUACAGCUCAAUUAGCGCUUAUAACAUGAAAAUGAUUCAACACCUGUUAAGUGUGAAUGAGGAUCUCCAGAAGCCAAUAAAUGAACUACGCUCAAUUAUCUCAGAGUGA